AAAGAAGAUUUGACUUUAACCCCUUUGUCAGCAAUGUUCUCAUCAACAUGUACUACAACUGUGGAGAUUUAGGGGAGGCGAUCAAAGUCUUCCAUCGAAUGUCUCAAAGGAACCAUAUAUCAUGGAACACCAUGAUUGCAGCUUUUGCGCAUCAUGAGGAUGGCCCUAAAGCUUAACAAUUAUAUGAAGAGAUGGUAUCAGAAGGCAUUCAAGCAACUGAUGUUACAUUUCUCUCUUCGCUCCACACAUGUGGCCAUGUUGGCCUUGUUGAAAAAGGCAUGGAGUUUUGAGAUCCAUGUUUGAAGUUCACGGAAUAUAUCCCAGGACAGAGCACUAUGCUUUUGUUGUCGACAUGUCAGGCUGGGCAAGUCUCCUUAAGGAAGCUAAGACUUUUAUUGAAGGAUUGCCUAUGAAGCCUUAUGUUCAUGUUUGGCAAGCCCUACUUGGGGCCUGUAGCCUCCGUGGCAAUUCUGAAAUUGGGAAAUAUGCAGCUGAUCAGUUGCGCUUGGCAACACUAGAGAGCCCAGUGCCAUAUGUUUUAAUGGCCAACAUAUAUUCUUCUGUUGGUGAAUGGAAAGACAGAGCUAGGAUCAUCAAGAGAAUGAAGGAAAUGGGUGUGGUGAAAGAAAUUGAUAUAAGUUGGAUCGAGAUUGAAAAGAAAGUUCAUAGCUUUGUUGUUGGCGACAGAAAGCAUCCACAAGCUGGGGCAAUUUAUGGAGUUUUGCAGGAGCUGUUCGAACUCAUGUUAGAUGAAGGGUAUGUGUCGGAUAACAGGUUUAUUCUCUAUUACAUUGAUCAAGACUAAAACGGACAAUCACCAAAAUCUUCUUUAAUUCAAAUUUGGGAUUCUAUAGGAGCUGUAGACUCAUAGAAGAUGGCAGGUGUAUCAUUUUCUAAGCUUUUCUACGUUGUGUCUAAAACUGAAUCGGCCAUCUCCAAUGCUGAUGUCAAUGAAACUUUUUGAAAAUAAAGUGUACUUCUCUGU
Rubroshorea leprosula is the source of this 985-nucleotide messenger RNA. The record is from the annotation of a GenBank genome assembly. NCBI's taxonomy places the organism in Eukaryota, Viridiplantae, Streptophyta, Magnoliopsida, Malvales, Dipterocarpaceae.